This is a messenger RNA of Mugil cephalus (flathead mullet), 1280 nucleotides long. RefSeq names its product serine/threonine-protein kinase pim-2-like. Gene Ontology annotation, biological process: protein autophosphorylation; regulation of mitotic cell cycle; negative regulation of apoptotic process. Gene Ontology annotation, cellular component: cytoplasm. Gene Ontology annotation, molecular function: ATP binding; protein serine/threonine kinase activity. NCBI's taxonomy places the organism in Eukaryota, Metazoa, Chordata, Actinopteri, Mugiliformes, Mugilidae. The transcript has 9 exons. The record is from RefSeq and is a predicted model, not a curated record. The coding region runs from base 1 to 1185 and encodes 394 amino acids.
AUGGCCUAUAAUGCUUCACAAGACUCUGAAAAUGGUAAACAUCAAGAUGAUGACUCCAACAGCAGUAAACCCUGCCUCAGCAUGGUGGAGGACCCCAACCAGACGAGGAAGAGGAAAAAGAGCCAUGAGGAGGAGCCCCCCAAGAAAAGAGUGAGGGGUGCUGAAGAGAGUCCAAACAAGAAGACAGCUAGCAAUGAUAACUUCAUCAUCAUCUCGAGCAAAUCUGGGAGCACAGUGGCUGAAAACAGCAGACUGAGUUCAUCAUACAAAUCCCCAACGCCAAAGUGGAACAUUGACUUUGACGUGAUUAGUAGCACAUCUUCAUCCUCAGCUGUUAAGGAAAUGCAUGACAUGCCAUUCCUGGUAAAAACCAACCGAGAUGAAUUUAAAGCCAACUAUAUCGAGCUUUUCAAGAUUGGGGAAGGCGGUUUCGGGGCCGUUUAUGCAGGCUACCAUAAAGCAGAUGCCACACCAGUCGCCAUCAAGCACAUUGCUAAGGAAAGGGUCAACUACAAAAGAGUGGUUCACAAUGGAAAAAUGUAUACGGUCGUGGAGGAAGUCGAACUCAUGGUGAAAGCGGCUGGUGGCGCUCAACCCUGUAGAUCAGCUGCAAUCGCUGUGCUCGACUGUUUCGAUCUGGAGGAGGAAUUUAUUUUCAUAAUGGAACGACCGGUGCCCUCUGUUGAUCUGUAUGACUACCGAAAGGCCCAAGGAGGCUACCUGAAGGAAGAUAAAGCCAAGAUGGUCCUCAGGCAGGUGGUGGAUGCUGCAAUUGAAAUACACUCAAAUGGAGUCUUUCACAGGGACAUUAAGUUAGAAAACAUUCUCCUUGAAUGUGGAUCGGAUGUCCCUCGUGCAAGAGUGAUUGAUUUCGGUUGCGGCUGCCUUGUGAGGAAUGACUCUUAUCGUUACUUCAGUGGUACUCGCCCAUUUGCUCCUCCAGAAUGGUUCCUGAUGAAUGAAUACAAUGCCGGCCCCACAACCGUAUGGCAGCUGGGAGCGCUCUUGUACAACUUGCUGGAUCAUAACGACACAUUUAGCACGGAAGACUAUCUAUACGAGGGGAUUGAGUUGAACACCAGUCUAUCCAAUGACUGCCUGAAUUUCUUGCAUCUGUGUCUGGCUGAAGACCCAGAGAAGCGUGCUACCUUAGACAUGCUGCGGCUUCAUCCCUGGCUCAGAUGACCUCAGAUGACCACUGGCAGGAAAUAUCCUGGCAUAUCCUGACAUUGGUUCCAGUGCAUCAUCCACCAGAUUGCUCCUGGACAGUUAACCGUUUC